Brassica rapa (field mustard) is the source of this 4463-nucleotide messenger RNA. RefSeq lists its product as uncharacterized. Gene Ontology annotation, biological process: negative regulation of cell population proliferation. The record is from RefSeq and is a predicted model, not a curated record. NCBI's taxonomy places the organism in Eukaryota, Viridiplantae, Streptophyta, Magnoliopsida, Brassicales, Brassicaceae.
AAAAAUUAUUUAAAUAAAAAAUAAAAAAAUAAAAAAAAUAUUUUUUUAUGUUUUCAAAUCCAGAAUUUUUAUAAUUUUUUAAUUUGUUUUCCGAUUUUUUUUAAAAAAAAAUUCUUUUUGAAAAUCGAAAAUUAUGUUUAAAAUUAUUAUAAUUUUUUUUAUAUUUUCUAAGUAUUUAUUUAUAUAUUUAUUAGAAUCCUAAAUUUCACAUUCCAAAAAUUCUACUUCAUCCUUCAACUUUAAACCAUAAAUCUAAAUUACUUAACCAUAUGAGUAUAUGCACAACCAAUGAAAAGUUUUCUCCCGAGUCAUGAAUGAAGCAACAUCGGCAGCCCUAGCUCACAAUUUUUUUUUUUCAAGUUGAAACUUUAUCAUGCUUGUUGAAUCUACUAGAUAGAUUGGAAUCCUCAUCUUUGUGGGCGGUCUUAGCUAGUCCAACAGGAAUACCAUUACAAACCAUAAAAAACGCAAGUGCGCAGCGCAAGCUAUACAUCUCCUUGCAAAUCCUACACUGACCACCCGACCAUUCACAAACGCUCCUCCUCCUCCUAUGCUCAUCUCGUCCCCUGAAUCACCUUUACUUGGCUUGGAGUGUUGGAAUCCUCAUCUUUGUCGACUUUCUCUGAUGGCUCCCAGCAGUAAGAGAGGAAGGUUAGCGAUCUCCUGCUCCCUAAUCUUAAUGCAUUGCUGAGUUUGUUUGUAUAGAUUUGUUUUCUUUUUCUUCUCAGACUGUUAUGAUAAGUUGGAUUUCUUGCGAAGAAGAUAUAAGUCGCCUCUCUCACCUCUCUAAUAAGAACUCGUAAAUACAAGUAUGAGUGGCAUACGUUGUUUAUCAAGAAGGUUGUAUAUGGUUGGUUAUAGGAGGCCUGAUCCGAAUCUUCUCAAGAAUGCACUCUUAAGUUGGCGUUCAUAGACUUUUCCUCAUUUUGGUGAGUCAGCUCUGGAUUAAAAGCAUCUGAUUUCUUAUUAGUAUCAUUUGAAAGUGGCUCCAAUGUGAUCGUCUCCUGUCUUCAAUCUUAAAUAAGGUGUCUUAAAGCUAGAUUCAUUCAUUCGUUAAGCCCUUCCCUUUUAUCAUUUUGUUUGAACCGUUAGACAGCAUGAUCACCCUCUCUUUCUCUGAUCUAGAGGUAGUGUUGAUAAGAUUAGCAGCGUUAUCCUCUGAAUCUUCUCUUUGUAAAGAAGAAGGAAGUCUAUAAAGUAAAGAAAGGUAAGCCUCGCUCUGUUAAGGACCAACAUCCAUUCUCCCCCGCGAGACUCACUCUUUAAAGAGGCCGCUUGUCCAAUUUAGCCAUACACUUAGAAUCCAACGACAUUGUUUAUAAAUAGUUUAAACUUGGGUUGAUGGGUUGAGCCAGGCCCAUGCUAUAGUGCAACGCAUAGGCGACUCGUGAAAGCCCAGAUAGCAAGCUAUCUUAACAGGUCUUUUCCCUUAAAAAAUAGAGUUAAUAUCGUGUGGUCCGAUGGACCACAUAUCAGAUAUUAAACUGAUAAGAACAGAUACUACACUUGAUCUUAGCCAAAAGGCCGAGAAAGGUAUGAAUUGGAUGCAAGGCUCGGCCUCUUUAUUUAUAGUCGCAAGAGAGUAGCAAUGUUUGUUCUAAUAAGCGAUGUGGGAUAAUAAGAACACAACCUCUUCUCUUCAGCCUUAAAACAAGCACCUUCGUAUGAAUGCAUUUUCAUACACGGACUUUGGAGAUCUAAAAUAUAUUUUAUCUUCUUAAUUAGAGAUCAUACUAUCAUCAGUGAGUUUAUCUUGGAAAAAUAUCCUCCUGAGAAAACAACUGAAACUUCUAAGAAUGUUACAACACUGAUUCACACAAGAUUCUCACAAGAUUCAUAGAAAUAGACUUUAAACAUUUUAUUGGGUUUGUUUGUUUAACACUCUUUCAAUUAUGAUCUGGUCAAAUUCGGAUACAAAAGAUUGCUUACUAGUUGAUUGGCUUUAGCAGAUAGGAAUGUUCAGUCCACUUUGUUCCACUGAGAUGUUUCCAAAUAUUUAAGAAGACACGGAGAGGGUUCUUCUUGCCGUCGGUUGGACUGGCGUUUGUGUGUCUGGAGACACCUUGAAGAAGACAAAGAGAUGCGUACACAAGUUUCCACCUUGUAGUAGCUUCCAUGUGAGCCUGGGCCUUAAUAAUUGCUGAGUAAAUGAUACAGCUUGAUUACCCCAACCUUGUAAAAGCAUCUAUCUAACUAAACAGUACUUGGAUACGAACUGUACUUGUCUCCCAAAAGAGAAAAGAAGUCCAUAAAGUUUAGUAGAAACUUGUUAUAUCUAAGCCGUUUAUGUUUUUUAUGGCUCUAAUUGCAUUUACGAUAAUUUCUUUCCAAAUUAGCAUGACGUAUUUGAUAAGAGCCUUUCUCCAUCUGUAAUGUAUCGAUUGAAUUUGGUGCAUCAUUCGCACGUGCUCUGUUCUAGAGAGAGAGAGUGAGCCAUACGUGGCAGACAAAUAAAGAAAGAAAGAGAGCCAUGAAGCAGAAAAAGGUGUACGCGAAGGAGAGCUUCACCACUCCUUGGUGCAUUCAUCUUACCUGUCAAAUAAAUCAAUCUUCUUUUUGCUUUCUUUGUUCUGUUCAAAUUAGUCAAAAUGUAGAUUAUUUAUAUCAAAUACUUUUUUUUGUGAAACAAACGACCGACCUAUCCGGUAAUCUAAUUCGACUACACAACUAACCUUAUCCGCACGUUAUGGUUGUUCUUGUUUUCUGCAAACUAUGAAUUUCUUGGGUUACAGUAUGUUAACUCCAAAAAAAAAUGAUUAUGACAUUGACGAAUGAAAAUGAACUUCACCUGCUUUUAGUGAGAAGCAAUACUAUACUACUUUGUUAGUUUCAUCUCUUUUAUAUAUUCAUUUUGUUUACAAAUUUUAAAGUAUUAAAUGUUCUGCUUUAUAACUAUUGUUUUUUUGGUCUAAAAAAAAGUGAUUUCACCUCUUUGCCAAAAACCCAAGCAUUAUAAAUAGUUUCUCCCAACGCGAAUUGAAUCCGGGUGGCGGAAGUUACAGCUGCAACCCCUUUAUAACUAUCGUUGUGGCUGUUUAUGGUUGCACACUCGGUGCCUCUUUUUUUUGGCCUCUUGCUGCAUACACUCACCAAGAAAUCCAGCUAAACAAGACUUUUAAGGAAGAUAGCUCGUUGGAGUUUCACUAAACCAGGAAACCAUACUAUAUAUCACCCCAUGUUAUUGGGUUACAUCUACGCGGUUACAAAAUAAACAAAAUUCAGCUCUCCAAGAUCCCAGCUUUUCAUCGUAUCCGAAAAAAUAUAUUCAUUUCAACCAUAUUAAAAACAGUUAAUUUCAUAUUGGAUGAAUUGGGCACCCCUACACGUACAUAAUAACAACUGCAUGAGCCAUGGUGUAGCAAUUAUGAUCAUUUAGCUGCGAGGCAUAUUGACAAAAUUCAUGGGCAUUAUACAAUGAAACUAAUAAACUACAAAAAAAAACUAAUAAACUAUAUAUGUUUCAUUAACAACACAUUAGUGAAGCUAUAAACUAAACCCUUAUAUUAAUACCCUUUGGGUCAUUUGGAAAGCUUGUAUCAAAGGGCAUCAACCGAGUGAUUUGGUGAGAUGAACAUUCAUACAUGCAAAUCCAUGAUUAAUUAGUUGAUUAAGUUAAUCUCAUAUCUUAACUACCCAAACAGAUACUUAAUCAUCGAAUUUCCACCCAACACGACAUGACAUAAAGCCCCACAAGCCACAGCUCAUUAAGUCUCAUGUGUACAUGAACAGAAAAUUUCUGUUCAAACAAUGUCCUCACCGCAAAAUCAAAUCUCAAUACUGAUAAGGCUUUAAAAAUAAAGAGGAUACCAAAGUUAUAAUAAAAAACGUUUUCUCUGAACAUUUAAUCGAUGAUAGAUACUAAACAAAAGAUAUUAGUUCAAAAGCGAAGCCAAGGGGUUAAAGCACCAUGUCUUUUCAAUUCACGCUUAGAAACAUGCAGGCCCAUAUUAUUCAAUUCAAUAAUGUAUAUUUAUCCUAUGUGUGCAUUAUUCACUAUUGAUCUCCCAAAUUAUUUAAAUAGAGUUCCAGUUAGUCAGCAGCAUUAUAUAAAUCUCUCCAGCAGCCAAAACACAUCAAAAACAAAAGUUGAGCCACUCUUCUUUUUUUUUACCUUGAAAGCGUUCUCGAUAGGAAACAAUGGCGGCGGCAGUGGUACUGAGAUGCAUCAGUAGUACGAAGGUAAGGACAUGGAAAAGAUGUUCGAAGCAGAUAAAGGAGCAAAGAGCUCGUCUGUACAUCAUUUGGAAAUGUGCUGUCUUUCUUCUCUCCUCCUCCCAUGAUUGAGAUCAAUCAAUCUCCUUCUUGCUUAAAUGUACUAGUUUAGUUCCCAGAGAGAAGGGAAGAUAUAAUGUAUAUUCUAUUGUGAUCAUCGAUCGAAAAUUGUUAUGUACAAUCAUUUGAUCAUAGAAAUAAUUAAAACUAAGUUGUUCUUUAUAAUAAGAUAUCUCAUAAGAACAAAAGAC